AUGUACACCGCGAUGCACCACCUCCUCCUCAGCCUCUUCGGCCUCCUCCUGCUGCUCUCCUACUGCGACGCCUCACCAAUCGACGGCGACUCCAGCGGGGCGCAACUCCUGCGGCGCGACGCGGCGCCCGCCCCCGAGUUGUCCAAGCGUGCCUGCAUCAACAACGGCUGCAAGUGCUACCCGGUGUCCAACCCCGGCGUCUACUGCUGGGGCUGCGGAUACAUCACCGACGUGGGUAGAACGAGUGCCUAUCCCGGAACGGACUACAGGGACUGGGCGUUCGAGUGUAAUACCCGCGGUGGGUGCUGCGCCUACGGCCCGAGCAGCAAGUGCAAUAACGGCGACACGGGGACUUGUGGCGCGGAUUAG
Messenger RNA from Tricharina praecox, 369 nucleotides. RefSeq lists its product as uncharacterized. The coding region runs from base 1 to 369 and encodes 122 amino acids. The transcript has a single exon. The record is from RefSeq and is a predicted model, not a curated record. NCBI's taxonomy places the organism in Eukaryota, Fungi, Ascomycota, Pezizomycetes, Pezizales, Pyronemataceae.